UUAUAUUUUCUAUUUGGUCACACUAUCAGCCUGCACGUGUAAAGUUUGUUUUUUCUGGCGACAGCGGGAAAUUUCCUGGUUUAGAGAAAAUUAACUUAGAAAAACAGGGAGGUCACGAUGAGGUGGACUACGGCGAAUGUGAAACACCCGAACUAUACCGCCAAGCACGAACUGUUCGUGGGAACACAAACGGGCUCUUUCAAACACUUGGUGCCUGCUUCGGAAGAUUCGCCGCAUGGGCAGCGUAACCUUAGCGACCUAAGUGGCCUAGACAAGGACUCUCGCGUUACAGCCCUAGCCUUUGGCGACGAUGCUCAGACGGAGAUCCUGCUCGGGCGAGCCAAAAACACAGCCGAGCUGCAACCCUUAGCAAACGGUGCAGGCUCUAAAAAAAUCAUUAACUUUAAAGCAGCCCCCAUUGUGGGUCUGGCCCGUUUCAAUGACAAGCUGAUUGCGGGCAUUGGCAAUGGAGAGAUACAAAGCUUAAAUCUGGCGUCGGACGAGGCUGCAGAGCCUGUGGUCAUCAAUACGGGUAACCAAAUGGAUCAUCUGCGUCAGUGCUUGCAGGCCCGGAAUAUCGUGGCCACCGGGGGCAAAGAACGACAGAAUAAUCUCAAGGUCUACGAUCUUAGUUCAGACGGAAGGCAGGUCUUCACCUCCAAAAACCUGCCCAACGACUAUCUGCAGCUGGAGGUGCCAGUCUGGGACAGCGAUGUCGGGUUCGUGGACGGGCCAAGUGUGCUGGCCACCUGCUCGCGAACAGGCUACGUUCGCCUGUACGAUACGCGUAAGCAGCGCCGGCCAGUCACCUGCUUUGCCAGCGAGGAGCACGGUAUGAGCUUUGCGUCGCUGGUGGCACGUGGUAACUACAUUUACACGGGCACUACCAUGGGCGCAUUAAAAGCCUUCGAUACACGGCGCAUGAAAACUCACGUGCAUACCUACAAGGGAUUUACUGGCGGCAUUAGCGAUCUUCAUCUUGAUGCCACUGGCCGUUAUUUGAGCUCCGCUAGCUUGGAUCGCUAUGUGCGCAUCCAUGAUGCUGAUUCCACUGUGCUUCUCUACCAGUGCUACGUCAAGUCGAAGGUUACCAAGGUACUAAUACGUCAUGUGGAGGACGAGACCCCGGUCGACACAGAGCCCACGGCGGAAAAAGUAGCCCAUCCUAAGAAAGAUAAAACAAUCAAGGCAACGCCAUUAGACGAUGAAUACGAGGAUAUGUUUGACCAGAUGCCGACUGUGGGUGACAGCGACAGCAACAGUGCGGGCGAUAGCGACGACGAUGCCGAAGAGGAAGAGGAGGCUCCCACCAAGCCGAAUACGUGUAAGCAGAAGAGAGCGGCUCCCAACACUUCUGUCAAAAGUAAAAAGAAAAAGUUGUGAACAUCCUUUAUUAACCUGUUGAUAAGAUCCAUAACUUAACAAAAAGUUUUUAUUAUAUAAGAAUAUAGAUAAAUAGUGACCCAA
Drosophila serrata is the source of this 1467-nucleotide messenger RNA. Its product is annotated as WD repeat domain 74 lethal (2) k09848. Gene Ontology annotation, cellular component: nucleolus; preribosome, large subunit precursor. Gene Ontology annotation, biological process: ribosomal large subunit biogenesis. The record is from RefSeq and is a predicted model, not a curated record. Lineage: Eukaryota; Metazoa; Arthropoda; Insecta; Diptera; Drosophilidae. Gene Ontology annotation, molecular function: protein binding.